Colius striatus (speckled mousebird) is the source of this 1888-nucleotide messenger RNA. RefSeq names its product UDP-GlcNAc:betaGal beta-1,3-N-acetylglucosaminyltransferase like 1 (gene B3GNTL1). NCBI's taxonomy places the organism in Eukaryota, Metazoa, Chordata, Aves, Coliiformes, Coliidae. The transcript is spliced from 12 exons. The record is from RefSeq and is a predicted model, not a curated record. The coding region runs from base 1 to 1125 and encodes 374 amino acids.
AUGCCGAUGCAGGGAGGCAAACUCCGGAGAAGCAGAAGCACACAGAUCGAUGGGCAUGUGAAAAUAACGCACAACUUCACAGAGCCGCGGAUCCUAAAGUCUGUCAUUGUGCCUGUUCACAAUAGCGAGUGCUGGUUGGAUGAAUGCUUGAAGUCAGUUUGGGAACAAGAUUUUAAAGAAACCAUGGAGCUGUCAGUUUUUAAUGAUGCCAGUAAGGAUGGUUCACCUGAAAUUAUUGAAGAGUGGAAGGUCAAGUUGGAAGAGGCUGGGGUUCCUGUCAUCAUUGGUAGCAGUGAUUCAUCUCUACCUGGAGGCGUGGGAUUUGCUAAAAAUCAAGCAGUGCUUCAGAGCUCAGGAUCCUAUCUUUGCUUUCUGGACUCAGAUGAUGUGAUGAUGCCACAGCGGGUCAGACUGCAGUACGAAGCUGCCAUUCAACACCCAAACAGUAUUAUCGGUUGCCAAGUCAGAAGAGAGCCAGUGGAAUCUACUGAACGGUAUACUCGUUGGAUCAAUAAUCUGACUGAAGAGCAGCUUCUUACACAGGUGUUUACCUCCCAUGGCCCUACUGUGAUCAUGCCAACCUGGUUCUGUUCUCGAGAGUGGUUUUUUCAUGUGGGAAAAUUUGAUGAGGGUGGAAAGGGUGUUCCAGAAGAUUUGUUGUUUUUUUAUAAACACCUCCAAAAGGGUGGUGAAGUCUUUCGAGUGAACCAUUGCCUCCUGAUGUACCGUUACCAUCCACAGGCUGCAACCCAUUCCGUUCUAGAGGAAACCAUCUGGAAUCACCGAGUCAGGUUUCUUGAAGACAGAGUCCUGAACUCCUGGACAUCAUUCACUAUUUGGAAUGCUGGCAAGCAGGGCAAGAAGCUCUACAGAAGCUUGGCACCAGCUAAUCAGAAAAAGGUUGCUGCAUUUUGUGAUGUUGAUGAAAAGAAAAUACUGAAGGGAUUCUACACUUAUGAAGAAUCUGAGGAGAGACCAAAGCCAAAGAUUCCUAUAUGUCACUUCAGAGAUGCAACUCCACCAUUCAUUAUCUGCAUGAAGCUGGAUUUGACAGGUGGAGCAUUUGAAAGAAACCUGAACACACUGAACUUGAAGGAAGGGAUGGAUUACUAUCACUUCAACUGAAACCCAAAGCAAUGCAACGAACUUGAGCUGUGGUACCCUCUGUGUGUCUCUGUGUAGGAAGACCAAAGAGUUCAGAGGUUCUCAAUUCUUUAGCAAUUUGUGCUCUGUUAACAUUGCUCUUUGUGCUGAGCAAGCCCUUGGUAAGGGAGGCUCCAGUUACUCCACUGCUAAUGCCAUUUGCUCAUUACACUGUCACACAUCUCUCAUUUACCAAAAUCACUUUGAUUGUUAAAUUGUAUCUGGAAUUUAACCAUGAAAUACUGUCUGUAGGGUGACAAGAAGCCUGUUAGCACAGGGAAGCCUGGAACCAAUGGAAGUGUAAAGAGGCUCCUGCCAGCCUUCCCCCUCCUGCCCUCUGAGGGGAAGCUCUGUGCAGGGCACACAGUGCUGGCCUCAGUUGUGUCUGUGACAGCAUCUGGCAGCCACAUGAUCAGAUGUGCAGAUGCUCACAACAGCCCCUGGAGCUCCUCAGGGAUUUUUGGAAAAGCUGGCUGUCACUGGUGUUGCAGCAGGGACCUACAGCUGUAGCUCUGCAAACCCAAGAUCUUUCAAGAAUGAACUAGAACAGUCUGUGUUAGUGCCAGAGUCAGAACACGGGGCUGUGGGCUCAGUACUGCUGCAGCAAUGCCUGUGCUGAUCAAUACCUACCAAUGGUAGAUACACCUACCUACACCUACCUGCCUACCAGUCUUUGUUCAGUGGGGGCCAGUGACAGGACAAGUUGUAGGGAGUUGUAGUGAUGUGGCAGUUGACCUCUCCAGUC